Arachis ipaensis is the source of this 870-nucleotide messenger RNA. RefSeq names its product serine/threonine-protein phosphatase 7 long form homolog. Lineage: Eukaryota; Viridiplantae; Streptophyta; Magnoliopsida; Fabales; Fabaceae. The record is from RefSeq and is a predicted model, not a curated record. Gene Ontology annotation, biological process: meristem development; meristem maintenance.
AUGCAGCCUAACAAGAAUUUGUUGGUGCGUAAACUGGAUCCGCCACAGUUGUGGAAUCCGAUGGUGGAGAACUACUUACGCGCCACGGGAUUCUAUCACGUCUCUAGAAUUGGAGUCAUAAGAGGAUUUCACCACAUGUUAGCUGCUCUGAUUGAAAGGUGGAGGCCAGAAACCUACAGCUUUGUAUUGCCGGUCGGUGAGGUUACAGUGACAUUAGAGUAUGUCGUUCAUAUAUUCGGCCUACCCAUUGAUGGAGAGCCUGUCAGUGGAUGGACAGAUAGUAGUAGCGACUUCCUUCAAAGUCAUAGCAUAGCGAUAUUCGGUCGUGAGCCAUCAGUCAAUCAUUCUUCGAAGUCCUAUAUAAAGCUGGGUUGGGUUCGACGUAUCAGAGACGCAGAGUCGUUGGACACUGAGGAGUCCAUCAGGAGAUACGUCAGAUGUCAGAUCUUCUGUUUGUUAGGGUCAACCCUAUUCACGGACAAAUCGACCACAUAUGCCCAUGCGAAAUAUCUACUAUUGCUUCGCGAUUUCGAGCAGAUCCAUACUUAUAGUUGGGGGUCAGCAUGUCUCGCGCAUCUUUACAGAACACUAUGUCGUGCAUCACGAUAUGAUACAAAGGAGAUGAAUGGCCCUCUGAAUCUGUUGUUUAUUUGGGCAUGGAAGCGAAUGCCGUGUCUUGCUCCCGUACCGAGACAAACCCUUCCACCGGCCGAGAUACCAGUUGCCAGGAGGUGGAGUCAUUCGGAACGGACCACAGCGUGGUUAUCGAAGACCGUAGAGACAUUCAGUCAUGAUAUAGACUACAUACAAGAGGUAAAUAGUUAUGGUUUUUCUGAUCCAUUUUUCCAACCAUUAUUGUUAGGGUUCUAA